Molecule: messenger RNA, 1431 nt
Organism: Verticillium alfalfae VaMs.102
Lineage: Eukaryota; Fungi; Ascomycota; Sordariomycetes; Glomerellales; Plectosphaerellaceae
Product: IBR domain-containing protein
Exons: 2
Coding region: 1-1431 (476 amino acids)
Biological process (GO): positive regulation of proteasomal ubiquitin-dependent protein catabolic process; protein polyubiquitination; ubiquitin-dependent protein catabolic process
Cellular component (GO): ubiquitin ligase complex; cytoplasm
Molecular function (GO): zinc ion binding; ubiquitin protein ligase activity; ubiquitin conjugating enzyme binding
Source: RefSeq, a predicted model, not a curated record
AUGAGUCGGCUGGAGGACCUCGACGAGGAGGUCCUGGCAAUUGUGCUCAGGUCUGGACUCAUCAACCUCAACAACCCCGGCACGCAAUACGAAGUCUCCCAUGCCAUAGACACGGCUCUCGGACUCGCUGGCGAUGAGCAGAUCAACAUUGCCAUAAUGAGGAGCGUGCAGGGUCAAGUGGUUGCUUCUGCUUCAACCUCUGCCCCAACUAUCAUGCCUCCUGCCACGAAAAAGGGUGCGGAACAGCCCGCCUGGAUCGGUGAAGCGGAGAGGAAGAGAAUACUAGCCCAUCUAGAGGCCGAAGCCGGCUCUGUUGACGAAGCUGACGAUGGGAGAGGGUGUGAUACGGAUAGAUUGUGCUCCAUCUGCCUCGAGGUCAUGGAGCCCGAGAAACAAAUCAAGCUGCCGUGCGGUCACGUCUGGUGCAAGAAGUGUCUCUGCCGACACCUCGCCAGCGGUCUGGGUCCCGGCGCCGCCUGGCCGCCCAAAUGCUGCGACCCGCUCGCCACGUCGACGAUCGCUUGGCUGGACAUGCCCGACGUGUUGUGCCUCUGGCUGCAGGCCCAACAGCAGAACGAGACACCCGUCGGCGAGCAGGUUCAUUGUGCUCGCCCGGGUUGCGGCGAAUUCAUCCCGGCGAGGCUCACUGAGCAAACAGACGCCACAUGCCUGGUCUGUGGCGAGAACACAUGCCGUGCCUGCCGCCGAGUCUCACAUCCAGGGCGGCCCUGCACCGCCGAGGCGGAGGAUGAGAUGCUCAAGGAUCUCAUGGAUGAGAAGGGGUGGUCGAGUUGCCCGCAGUGUAGUCGGAUCAUCGAGCUGACCGCCGGCUGCAACCACGUAACACGCACCAGAGGCGACCAAGCGCAGCUGAGAUCCACGUGGAGGCCUCAAGAGGCUCGCCGACUCAUGCAGAUGCUCAAUCAAACAGCGACGGAAGACGAUUCUGAUGACAGCUCGAUGCCAAGCCGGCCAUGGCCUAGUGGCUUCGCCCGACGACCUGGCCGUGCCAGCCAGAGGCCGUCAUCUCGUUCCAUGCAGUCGAGUACCACUGUAGUCGAUCCUUUCGGCAACUCGUGGGCCCAGCACACUCCCCUUGCUCGAUUGGCUCAACAUGCAACUGCCGGUCGCGACGAGGAAGUCGGGGCACGCCAGGACAGAGGCCGGAAGACGUCCCCCUCCCGGCGGCCCUGGAUAGGAAUACACGGGCCAGAACAUUUCCCCCCGCUGGCUCGUCCGGCACGUGCGACUCUCUCGAGGCAGACGGCCGGGGCUGCGACCGGCGCAGCACCUGAAGGUCUCGAACAAGGUGGUUCACAAAGCCAGCAACAAGGCAGAUCCCCUUCGUCUUCACGCUCCCCACGCUCUAUACGCCGCAUGUAUGGACAGCCACCACACAGCAGGGCAUUUGAGGAUCCGGCUGAUCGGUAG